This is a messenger RNA of Xenia sp. Carnegie-2017, 724 nucleotides long. Its product is annotated as probable G-protein coupled receptor 45. Lineage: Eukaryota; Metazoa; Cnidaria; Anthozoa; Malacalcyonacea; Xeniidae. The record is from RefSeq and is a predicted model, not a curated record. Gene Ontology annotation, biological process: G protein-coupled receptor signaling pathway. Gene Ontology annotation, cellular component: membrane. Gene Ontology annotation, molecular function: G protein-coupled receptor activity. The transcript is spliced from 3 exons. The coding region runs from base 92 to 724 and encodes 210 amino acids.
UCUAACAAACGAAUUAAUGCUGAAAUAUAAAUAUCCGAAUUUCCAUUAAAUCUUUGCGAUUCCAUCGAAAUGACAUAAAGAGCCAUUUAGAAUGGAAAGUGUAGAUUUAUCACUAUUCCUGAUUAUAGUUACAUUGCUGGGCUUUGCAACAUUGACAGCAAUAUUGGCGAAUGUCGGUGUACUAAUAGUUGUGUAUUGGAACAAAUCAUUACAUACUCAAAUCAACAUGUUGCUGGUUGGUCUCGCCGUUGCAGAUCUUGGAGUAUUAGCGUCAUGUGUACCUUUCGCUAUCAGAACUACUUUUCUUCACAUUAAUACCAUCAGCGUUAAAUUCUGCUUGUUCAGUGGGUUUUUGAAUAUGUUCUUCUUACUAGCCAGUACAUCAAUGACGAUAUGUAUAUGUAUAUCCCAGUACAUCGCAGUCAUUUCACAGACAAAAAAACUAAUGACAAGCACCAACUGUUUCGCGAUGGUGGUGAUUGUCUGGGUGAUAUCCUUUUGCAUUGCCUUUGGUCCCAUAGUUAAAUGGGGACGUUAUGAAUUCAACGACAUCAUAUACGAGUGCAAGUUACCUCGUACAACAAACGUCUCAGAGAAGCUACACAAUACAGCAGUCAUAGUUUAUGCAUUUAUACUACCUUUCUUCACGAUGUUGUUCACGUAUACUGCAAUCAUAAGAAAAUUUCAACAACAUUGUUUCCGUGGGCAAAAUGACGCAAUAUGA